This is a messenger RNA of Motacilla alba alba, 5734 nucleotides long. It is a transcript of the gene CRISPLD2, whose product is annotated as cysteine rich secretory protein LCCL domain containing 2. The record is from RefSeq and is a predicted model, not a curated record. The transcript has 15 exons. NCBI's taxonomy places the organism in Eukaryota, Metazoa, Chordata, Aves, Passeriformes, Motacillidae. The coding region runs from base 1011 to 2522 and encodes 503 amino acids. Gene Ontology annotation, cellular component: extracellular region.
GUUUACUGCAUCAUGUUGUGGCUUUAUCCCUGGAUUUCUUUGCACAGGUUAAAGUUGAUCCCAGGCUAAAAGCUGAUCCCAGGCUAACUCAGGUUAGAAGCUGAUCCCAGGCUCAGUUUAGAAACUGAUCCCAGGCUAACUCCCCUCUGCUUCACUGUUUUCAAUGCUCUCCUGACACCCUGAGAUAACUUUUCAUUUUCCUUCCUUGCCAGCUGGUGCCAUGUGUAACUCCACAGGCCCUGGGAUUUUUUAGCUGCAAAUGUCACCCAUAACCCAGGAGCAGGAGCCCACUCGUGUGCUUCACCAGGGAGGCAGUCAAACCUCAGUGUCCCUAAGGGAAAGAGGUGACAUGGGGACAUGAAUGCAGGAUCAGCCUGCAUGUGGCUUUAGCAGUGUCUCUGCCAGGCUUCAGAUGUGACCAGCUCUCCUGCUUUCCGUGCAGAGCAGACACCAUCCAUUAGCUGGGGAAAUAGCUUUCUAAAAAUAACCUUUCCCUAAGUCCGGUGCUGCACUUUAACUCCCUCAGACCCCAGAAGAAGGCCUCCCGUUUCUCCCCACUUCGGACAGGCUUUCCAGCAUAUUCAGGAGUCCUUUUCUGCUGACUCAGUAGUUUCUGAUGGCUCCCAGAUGUUCACCUGGCACCAGUGUCAAGGGCCUGAUGUGUUCAAAAGGAGGUUGUGCUCCUCUCGAACCCUUGAAAUCAACAGCAGAGGCUUCCUCAGCUGACUGUCAGCUGAUAAUUUUCUGUGAAUAAAGUCAAACCCCAGCUCAAAGGCAGUGUGAUUUCAGCCUCCCUGGGUGAGGCAUUGCCCAGCCCUGCAGGGCACUGGGACAGCCUGGGCAGGAGCACACACGCCCCAGUGCUUCUUUGCACCUGGGCAUGAGGAUACUGAGAGGCAGAUGGAUGGACAUCUGAAAUCUGUGGCAGCCUUCUGAAACACCUGCACUGAGCCACAAGAGUUCCUGCACGAAAACCCAGCAUCACCUUCAUCUCUGCUUCAGCUGGCAGCAUGACUCCUGCCCUGCCUUGGAUCAUUCCUCUUGGAUGUGUGCUGCUGCUGACAAAGACAGCUGAGUGCUUUAUCUUGCCCAACUCGAGUCACCUGGAGAGCAUCCUGAGUAAAUACCAGGAUGGGGAAGCCCACUCCAGGUCCAAGAGAGCCAUUUUAUUCUCAGACAGGCAGGAGAUACUGAUGCUCCACAAUAAACUGAGAGGUCAGGUGUACCCAGUGGCCUCUAACAUGGAACACAUGACCUGGGAUGAGGAGCUGGAACGCUCAGCACACGCCUGGGCUCAGCAGUGCAUCUGGGACCACGGGCCCAGCGACCUCAUCAGGUCAAUUGGGCAGAACCUGGCAGUUCACUGGGGCAGGUAUCGAUCUCCAGCAUUCCACGUGCAGUCCUGGUAUGAUGAAGUGAAAGAUUACACCUUCCCAUACCCCCACGAGUGCAACCCGUGGUGCCCAGACAGGUGUACAGGUGCCAUGUGCACACAUUACACCCAGAUAGUCUGGGCCACCACCAACAGGAUUGGCUGUGCUGUGCAUGUCUGCAAGCAGAUGAAUGUGUGGGGAGAGAUCUGGGAGAACGCCGUCUACCUGGUCUGCAACUACUCCCCCAAGGGCAACUGGAUUGGAGAAGCUCCAUACAAGACCGGCCGUCCCUGCUCCGAGUGCCCGCCGAGCUAUGGGGGGAGCUGCCAGAACAACCUCUGCUACAAAGAUCACCGUUAUGAAGAUCCCAUCAUUGCUGAGACAGACGAGACCAACGAGGUGGAGAUCCCGCAGGUGGCGGAGCAGAAGCCGGUGCAGUUCCACCUUCCAGAAAACAAACCCAGCAAAACCAUCCAGCCCAAGAAAACCACCCCAGAGUCCUACAUGACACAAGUCAUUACCUGUGAAACAAAGAUGAGAGACAAGUGCAGAGGCUCAACGUGCAACAGGUAUUUGUGCCCAGCUGGCUGCUUGUACAGUAAGGGAAAGAUCUUUGGAACAUUUUAUUACGAAAGUUCCUCCAGCAUAUGUCGCGCUGCAAUCCACUACGGAAUCCUGGACAACAAAGGAGGGCUGGUGGAUAUCACGAGGAAAGGGAGGACUCCUGCUUUUGUGAAAUCCACCAGGAAUGGUGUGGAGUCAUUCAGGAAAAGUAAACCUUCGAAUGCAUUCAUGGUUUCCAAAGUCACAACACAGACUCUGGACUGUUACACCACAGUAGCUGAACUGUGCCACUUCAAAAAGCCAGCGAGCCACUGCCCAAGGAUUUACUGCCCAGCCCACUGCAAGGACGAGCCCUCGUACUGGGCGCCCGUGUUCGGCACCAACGUUUACGCCGAUAGCUCCAGUAUCUGCAAAACUGCAGUGCACGCAGGGGUGAUUUCAGAUGAAAGAGGAGGCUUUGUGGACGUGAUGCCUGUAGAAAAGAAGAAAGCCUACGUUGGCUCCUUAAAGAACGGCGUCCAGUCAGAGAGCUUGAAGAAUCCUUCAGAUGGGAACGCCUUCCGAAUCUUUGCUGUGAAGCAGUAAAAGCCCCCAGGGAAGGUGCAGGUUUCUUUGGGAGAGCUCUCUGUUGAUCUCCAGAGACGCCAAAGCUCCUCUGAACGGCAUCAGCUCUGCCCGUACCCUCCUUGCCGAUCUCCUUCAGGGAAUUCCAAAAGAAAAGGGGAAAACAAAACAAAAAAAAACCCCAAAAAAAGACCCCAGGUUCUGACUCAGCUGUUGGCAUCUCAUCGCACCCGUGCAGCGUUGUAUCUUUUUGUCUCAUGUUUUUUUGUUUCUCUAGGGGCAUUCAGCGACCAUAAACUGUUCUAGGUUUCAUUUUGCCAGAGGUGUUGCUACGCAGGACGGUGGUGGCUCCACGUGCAGCAGAUUCAGGGAUCUCAGCCUGGCCCUGGGUGGUGUUUUUAGGGUGUGAAGCUUCUCCUAGGAUGGGUGUGAGGAAGAGCAGACUCGGGAGUGAGCGGCUGUCCAGGCGCUGGGCACUUUGACAUGAGAAACUCAUUGAAAAAUUGCAUUGUUUGGGGAGAGGAUGGGCUUUGACAGAGUGAUUUUGUGUAUGUUGGAUGGUUUCUGUGCAAAUAAGGAUAAAAAGUGGUGUUUUCCCACUGAGGUGAUGUGCAGCAGCACUGCUGUGUGAGGCUGCGGGGUACCUCGAACGAUGGGGUUUGGGGAUGUUCUUGGCAGCCAAAAUUGAGGUUUUGUGGGCCUGGGGCAGGGUGUAAAACGGUGGCAGAGAUCCUCACUGCAGAAAAUGAGGCCACCAGAUCAUCCAAAGAGCAGGUUUGGUGUUUGCUGGUCAAACACUCCCAGGUAUUUUGGCAACCUCUGAGCAGUCAGAGAAUUGGGGCUCCUGUGCUGGCACGUCUCAUCCUAUACUCCACGCCAUAACUUCAGUUAAAUGCAGUGUAUUGGUUUAUACAGCAGUGCUGGUUGUUUUAUAGUAGUUGAGUAGUGAUAAAAUUAAUCUUAUUUCUGCUAGGAAUGGUUGCAUCUGUAGGAAACAGGUUCGCUUUCCCUUUGUGAAGCUCCUUGUGUUGUGUGCAGUUCUGAGACAUUAGAGAUGCAGCAUAAAUUGGGGUAGAUUAACUUUUCCUGUCCAACUUUCAGUACAAAUGUUGUACCUGUGAGCAUUUGAUAUCCAGGAUGGUGGUUUUGCAAAACUCAUAAGGUGUUGCAAUGGUGUUGUUUCAUAUUUUGGUAAUUUUGUCUUGAUGUGCACCCAAAUGCAUUUCAAAGCCUAGAGAAGGCUCAGCAUGAGCUGCUUUUAAAGGCAGAAGGACAUUCUCUGCUGCGUAUUGGAAAUGAAUUUUUACGAUUGGUCUAAACACAAAUCUGGUGGGUUUUGAUACGCACACAUCCAAUAACUUCAUCAAUCAUGAGAGGACAAAGCCAACAGUGGUUCUCCAGUUCUUGUAAAUGCGCAGUCCUUCCGUUCAAUAACUGAAUUGUAAUAAUGGAUAACAAAUGGGAAAAUAUUUCCCUCUGUUUGGCAGAUGUUUCACAGCUGCUCUUAGGCCCAGAAUAUGUUUGGUUUAAUCUAGACAGACAUAAGCAUUUAUAUGAUUAAAUGCUUCGUUAAAAUCUGUAAACACCAUGAAAUCAGCCAGGAAAUGACAUUUAAAUGACAUUCAUCUGUUUGUCCCACCACCGGGAUUUAUUUCUCCCUAAAACCUGAAUUUGGAAAGAAACCUUUUGUAAAACCUGAAAUUGGAGCUGCUUUUCACUGUCUCCAGAAAUACUGCACAGAAAAGCUACUUUUGGGGUGGAUAGAGAGAAGUGAGCCUUCGUGUCAUCUUUGUUAACGUAGUAUUGUUGUCUGAGGUGUACAGUAUUGACUUUAGAUAGGAAAACUGAACCAUCUCCUUUUCUUACUAAAUAAAUUGAUGUUAAAACCAGCUGGAACGUAUCCUAGAAAAGCUGCUGGUUGGGAGCUGUUGAGAUGUUGGCAGUGAGGAAAAGCUGCCCCGUUUCUGCCCGCCAUGAAGCGUUGGGGUGAGCGUGAUCUGGUUCCAGCCCAUCCAACACUGCAGCAAGAUUCUGGGACAUCCCGGGCCAAAUGGGCUGGGAAUGGAACUGGGGAGAGUGAGAGGUGCAGUCAGGUUCAUGGGGACUGCAGGAGCACAUAAAACACCUCGACUCUAGUGUAGGAUCCAUGAAAAUUACAAUGGAAGGUGAUGGAAAGGACUGUGAGGGCUCUUGGAGUAAAACCCAGGGGAUUACUGAGAGCACAUAAAAGUCCAAACAGCUGGGGAUGUACCUAGGUGACGGAAAAGGGACAGGGGAAGGGUUAUUAUUCCAACAGAAAUAUCCUAAAAUGCUUAAUUCAAGUUACAAUUGCGUAUUUUUAUCUUCAGCCAACUGGUUUGGAUUUUUAGAAACCGAUGUUAAUUUAAGUCUGUAUCUGUUUAUUUUUGUAUUUGUUGUACAAAAGAGAAAUUGUGACUUUACUACACAAAUAUUUUUCGAGGUCCUGGGUGCUAUUAAUUUAAACAUACCUCCCCCAGAAUUAGGGGUGAUCAGGUCCUCCAAGGCAGUCAUGACCUAUCAAUGACUUGCAAUCAUGUGUGCUAGCUAUUCAUGAAUAGGUGGGACAGUACCAGUUUUUUAGCCAAAUAUUGACAGAUUUUAUUUCUGAUACCGAGACAUUUUCUCAGCCUGCUAUAUUUCAGUGCAGCUUAAAGAUGCAUCAUGUCUGUAUCUCACCAGGCCCUCUCCUCCUCAGCCCCAGCUCAGCAGAUCUGUAGGCACCUGAAGCAUCCAGGUGCAGCCAAAGCUGGUGCUGCCUGGUUGUUCUUUUCCAAUAAUUUGGGGUUUGGAAGCAAUGGCAUGGGCAUUGCAGAACACCUGGCUCAGCCCAAUCUCCAGGAAACACAACCAGGGUGAAAUCCAGAGCCUGUGCUUGUGGGGCCUUGGCUCCACUCAUUCCUUCUUUUUAAGACUUCCAGCCACCAGCUGGUUGAGGAGGCUCCAGUUUGUCACUUGUGCAGUCUAAAUAUUUAGGGCCAGUUCAUAGAGUUGCUUUCCUUUUUUUUUUUUUUCUAUGAAAAAUGGUGUAUUUUACUUCCUAUGUAUAAAAGUUACUUGUAAAUUUUUGUGUGCCUUUGCAUGUUUUCCAAGGGGCCGUGGUUGUUUAUAAACUAGAUUUUUUUUUUUGUCUAAAUACAGAAUUGUAAAAUAUCUUUUCCUCCCUACCCUUCCAUUUUCUUUUGAUUUCUGAAUUAUUUGUGAAAUAAAACCUU